CACUCCGCAGUCGUCGCCAUUAUUGCUUCGCUGUGCCUGUGCUAGCUCGAUCCUCCUCGCUCUCUUCACUGGAGUGUCAAGAUAUAUACAUCGACCUCAAGAUAUAUACAUAUAUAUAUAUAUAUAGCAGUGUUACUUAGUGUUACUACUAUACCAUCAUAUCGAUAGACGAUCAGCUAGCUAGCUGGCCGGGGUUAUCUAGCUACAUGGGCGGUGGCUCGCCGUGCGCGUCGUGCAAGCUGCUCCGGCGGCGGUGCACCAAGGACUGCAUCUUCGCGCCAUUCUUCCCGGCCGACGACCCCCACAAGUUCGCCAUCGUCCACAGGGUCUUCGGCGCCAGCAACGUCUCCAAGAUGCUCCAGGAGCUCCCGGUGCAGCAGCGCGGCGACGCGGUGAGCAGCCUGGUGUACGAGGCGAACGCGCGGAUGCGGGACCCCGUGUACGGCUGCGUCGGGGCCAUCUCCUUCCUGCAGAACCAGGUGUCGCAGCUGCAGAUGCAGCUCGCCGUCGCGCAGGCCGAGAUCCUCUGCAUCCAGAUGCAGCGCCGGGACGACGGCGCCGGCCCCGACGUCGACGUGGUGGUCCCGCCGCCGUCGCUCGUCGCGGCGGCGGCGGCGGCCGGCGCCAGCCACCACCACCAAAUGACGGUGGAAAUGCAGCAGCAGGCGAUGGCCACCGACGACGACGUGGACGCCUUCCUCAUGCAGAACGCCGGCGCCGGAGCCAUCCCGCCGCAGCUCAUGUGCUACGGCGGCGCCGCGUCGGCACUCAAGAGGGAGUCUCUGUGGACGUAGGCGUAGCUACUAGCUAGAGCUAGCACGCUACUAGCCGCCCCACAGAUUAAGUCAACUCUGCAUGUGUGUGUACGUGGUAGGCCAGGAGCACUACGCAGCCAGUGGCAGCGCGCCUAGCUAAUUUAGCUUGUUUGCUUCACUUCUUUGCGUGUAGCUAGGGCUAGCUUAGUUAGGUUAUUAGGCUUGUUAAUUAAUUAGUUAGCGACUCCUUUCCUCUAUUUCCAUUUCCUCCUUUUGAAUCAUGACCUCUCUUUUUGUUUCAUUGCUUAGUUCAUGAAUGUGCUGUGUUCUUAUCAUCAAUCUUCUGAUCGAAUGAAGUGGCGAGUUGGGCCGGGGAUCA
This is a messenger RNA of Zea mays, 1134 nucleotides long. Its product is annotated as LOB domain-containing protein 12. Lineage: Eukaryota; Viridiplantae; Streptophyta; Magnoliopsida; Poales; Poaceae. The record is from RefSeq and is a predicted model, not a curated record. The transcript is spliced from 2 exons. The coding region runs from base 207 to 794 and encodes 195 amino acids.